AUGUCCAAAGUGCGGCCAGCUCUCACAUGUCAAAAUGUCAGUGUGACUGUGUUGUUGGAAAAAGAGCAGAGAAAACAACUUUGGUUAAGAAACAUAAACAAUCCCUAAAAGAAAAGAGAGUUUCCCAUUUAAAGUCCUGUAAAGGAACAAGAGCUGCUCAAAAUAUGUCUGCCCACAUGAAAACUAGGUCUAAAGAAGGACCUUAUGUCUGUGAAGAAUGUGGUAAAAGUUUUGGUUCCUGGUUCAAAUUCAGAACUCAUAUGAGGAUUUACAAAGAAAGGAAACAUUUUUUAUGUAAAGAAUGUGACAAACAUUUUAGCAAUGCAUCUUAUUUUAAAAGACACAUGACAACUCACACAAGAGAGAAGACAUUUUCUCGUAAAGGAUGUGACAAGCAUUUUUGCCAUUUACCUCCUCUCAAAACACACAUAAGAACUCACAAGGGACAGAAACCACUUUGGGGUAAAGAAUAUCAUCGAAGUACUAAUCAAACAUCUGGCCUCGAGGCACACAUGAGAACUAAUAUUGGAAAGAAGCCUUUUAGUUGUCAAGAAUGUGACAGCAGUUUUAGUCUAAUGUCUAUUCUCAAAAGACACAUGAAGAUACAUACAGGAGAGAAGCCAUUUAAGUGUAAAGAAUGUGACAGAAGUUUUAGUCUAAUGUCUUAUCUCAAAACACACAUGAUAACUCAUACAGGAGAGAAGCCUUUUAGAUGUAAAGAAUGUGAUAAGAGCUUUUGUCAAUCAUCUUAUCUCAAAAUACACAUGAGAACUCAUACAGGAGAGAAGCUUUUUAAGUGUAACGAAUGUGACAAACCUUUUAGUCGAAUAUCCUCUCUCAAAAGACACAUGUCAGUUCAUACAGGAGAGAAACCUCUUAGAUGUAAAGAAUGUGAUAAGAGCUUUUGUCAAUUGGGUGUUCUUAAUGCACACAUGAAAACUCAUACAGGAGAGAAGCCUUUUACAUGUAAAGAAUGUGACAGGAGUUUUCGUCAAUCAUCUCAUCUCAAAGCCCACAUGGGAAUUCAUACAGGAGAGAAGCCAUUUAAGUGUAAAGAAUGUGACAGGAGUUUUCGUCAAUCAUCUACUCUCAAAAGACACAUGAUAACUCAUACAGGAGAGAAGCCUUUUAAGUGUAAAGAUUGAAAAAAGCUUUAUUGAUAAAUCCUCUCUCCAAAGACACAUGAGAACUCAUACAGGAGAGAAGUCCUUUUCUAAACAAAAACAUUAAUUAAGAAUGAAGUCCAAAUUUGCAACUUAAACAAAACAAAUGAAAGCUUACUGUAAAGGCAUUGUAAAGAGAAGUCAAUAAAGUUUAAAUUGGAAAAUAAAAAUAUUGUGAAAAGUUUUUUUCCCCUUUUUUUUUUUUUUACUGAAGCCAGUAAAAUAGGCAGUGCAACAGUGGUGACGUUUUUAGAUGCAAACAAAGGGUUACGUUCAGGAGAACGGUUCCAGUGUCCAGUUAAACCACCCGCUAGCUCCUGAGCGCAAUGCUGUUGCAGCUCCCUGCAAGGUGGUAUAAAAGGAGUGGCGCAGCUGCUGCAGCUCAUGGGCUAGAUCAAACACGGACAGCAUGUUUGUGACAGCAAUUGGUAUUUUACUUUCAGUUUCAUUUUAAAUAUGUGAGGCCAUCUUUAAAAAAUUCCGUCUUGGGCGCAAUUAAAAUACAAGCGGGCAAUGCAAUAACCAGUGGCUUCGCUGAAUAAUGGGGCGCCGACAUAAUUUUCAAUCACAAAAUAAUGAAAGCUAUCAUCAGUAUGACCUUUCACUGAAUUACAAUAUUUUAUAGCACAGAAGUAGUGGGAUGUUAUCUUCUCUGUUCUUCAGUCCCGACACUGAUUCCGGGCCAGCUAUUGUGACGUAAGCAAGGCUCAGAAAUUCAAACUGGGUUUUUCUCUGGCCCUUAGAGUGACAGCAACUUAAUGCUGUAGCAUCGCAAGACUGACAGGUGUGUGGGUGAGUAAAUCUGGCGGCGCGUGAGUAGCGUGAGUAGCUUAACAAACAUUUCCAGCUUUUUUCAUUAUACCUCCAUACAAAAAUUCAAAAAAUUAACACAUAUUUGGAAAAGAUUAAUACGUUUUUGACAGCCUGGAGGACUUGGAGAAGUACAUCGACGACUGCUUUGAUACCGUAGUCAUGAAGGGCGCCUCCACCACCACGCCUUCCACCAAGAGGACCCGUCCCGAAGAUUCACCCAGGGCCGUCUCCUCUCCAGGCAGCGGAAUCAGCGACGUGUUAGAUUCCAUAGAUAAGAAGCUCUCCAGCCUUGAUGCCCGCCUCAACCUGCUGGAGAUCCUCCACAAAGUCUCCUCCAGUCUCUGGAGUUCAGCCAGCAGCAGGUGCAGGAAUUAGCCGCGGAGAACCAGAGCCUCAGGGAGUCCGUGAAGGUGCUAACCUCCGACAGCACCCGGCUCUCUGAGGAGAACCGUGCCAUGAAGGAAACCCUCCUGGAUAUUCAGGCCCGGAGCAUGAGGGAUAACCUGGUCAUUUCGGGGAUCCCGGAGGAGGCGGGGGAAGACCCGGAGGCCACGGUGAAGACCUUCAUGGAGGCCCAGCUGAAGAUCCCGAAGGAGGAGGUUCAGAAGAUCACCUUCGACAGAGUCCACCGGCUCGGAGGGAAGAAGCCGGGAAGCCAGCGUCCGCGUCCGAUCGUAGCAAAGUUUCAGUUUUACAAGGAGAAAGUUUCAGUUAAACGCCGAGGACCGGAGCUGAAGGGAACCCACUACAGCGUAAACGACCAGUUUCCCGCGGAGAUUUUGCGUCGCAGGAAGCUGCUUUUUCCCCUGAGAAGACAACACCUGACCGCCGGGUCCCGCGCGGUGGUCGCCGUGGACAAGCUCUACGUGGAUGGUCGGCUCUUCCGGGACCCCGAGAUCACCCCGUGGCUGUACUGAAGACCCCCCCGCGCCGCUGCGUCUGAGCUGCGCUGAAACACCUGCUAAGCUUAUUUAAAUGAAUGGAAAUAGAUCAACCACCCCCCCACACCUCCUCUCAGGAAAGACGUUUUUUCCUCUCCCCUCUCCAUGUUUGUGUGUUUUUUGUGUUUCCUUUUUCUUUCUCUCUUUUACUCCUUCUGUCAUUCCCCCCCUCUCCCCCUCCUCCUCCCCCCCAUACCAUCAGAUGACAUCACCCUCCAGGUAAGCUCUCGCUCACUCACGGAACGGGCGGGCGCGCACACACGCGCGCACGCGGGCAUACACACGCGAUCCCGCACACACUCGCUGAUAUUCUUCAUAUGCAUCACAUAGGUUCAUACAGGACACGCCCCACAUGCAGCUCACGCAGCCAGAAAGCACCCACGCGCUCCAACACACAGCGCUUCACUGCGCACCGGUCAGCGGGCACGCGCGCUCACGGGCACAGCAGGUGCACGCACUAUGCAGCUUCACACCCCCCCAGUCAGUGUAGUCAUGUCUAAUCUGAACAUUAUUAGCUGGAAUGUUCGUGGGAUGAACUCUGGACCCAAGAGGCUGAAAGUUUUAAACCACCUGAAUGAUUUAAAAGCAGAUAUAGUUUUACUGCAGGAGACCCACUUAUCCAAAUCAACUGAACAUCUCAUGUGCUGUUCGCAGUUUCCUUCAGUUUAUUCUUCUAGUUACAAUUCUAAACAAAGAGGAGUAGCCAUUUUAAUUAAUAAAAAUAUUAUUUUUACCCAUAAAGAUACAGUUAUUGAUCCAGAAGGCAGAUUUGUUAUUAUUAUUAUAUCAAUUCAGAAUAAAGAUUUUUGUAUUAGCAGCAUUUAUGGACCAAAUUCCGAUGAUACCUGUUUCAUUCACUCACUGUUCACGUCACUUUCAACUCACUCUGACUCCACUUUUUUGACAGGAGGAGAUCUGAACUUGGUUCUUGAUCCUGAACUUGACAGACUCAGCACAGCAGCACACCAGCGUACAUGGCGGUCUGCAAGUAUUCUGAAGCAGUACAUGAAUGAUCUGGGUCUCUGCGACGUUUGGCGCUCAUGUCACCCAAACACUAAAGGGUUCACCUUCUUCUCUCCAGUUCACCACUCACACUCUCGUUUAGAUUAUUUAUUAAUCAGUAAAUCUCUUCUAAAAGAUGUUAAAAGCUCCAGCAUUCAUCCAAUUGUUAUCAGUGAUCAUGCACCAGUUUCUGUAAAUAUUGUCAGGGAAGCAGCAACACCUUCGGGUUCCACCUGGAGGUUUAAUAACUCUCUGUUAAAAGAUCAAGAGUUUAUUGAAUUCUUUAAAAAAGAGUGGGCAACCUUCUUAGAAUUUAACAAUACUCCUGACAUCUCACCAUGUGUUCUCUGGGAAGCAGCAAAGGCAGUGAUGAGAGGGAAAAUCAUUUCUUAUUCAACUUAUAAAAAACGCAAAGAGAAAGCAGAAUUAAUAGAAUUGGAAAAUAAAAUAAAAAUAAUGGAGACAGCUUAUGCUGCUUCUGCAGAAGAUAAGAUUCUGGGAGAUUUAA
Molecule: messenger RNA, 4427 nt
Organism: Oryzias melastigma (Indian medaka)
Lineage: Eukaryota; Metazoa; Chordata; Actinopteri; Beloniformes; Adrianichthyidae
Product: gastrula zinc finger protein xLCGF3.1-like
Exons: 2
Coding region: 27-1145 (372 amino acids)
Source: RefSeq, a predicted model, not a curated record